Messenger RNA from Neltuma alba, 3404 nucleotides. Its product is annotated as receptor-like protein EIX2. The coding region runs from base 148 to 3168 and encodes 1006 amino acids. Gene Ontology annotation, molecular function: protein binding. The transcript has 2 exons. The record is from RefSeq and is a predicted model, not a curated record. NCBI's taxonomy places the organism in Eukaryota, Viridiplantae, Streptophyta, Magnoliopsida, Fabales, Fabaceae.
UAAAACUUCCGUGAGAACUUCUCAACUUAAGUAAUGUGAACAUGUUCAUUGGGUUUGAGUAGGCAAGACCAUACUAUAUAUAGGCACUAGUAAUAUAACUUUUGAAUUGCGAAAAACCAGACAUUGGUCUAAUCAUUUUUCAAAAGAAUGAAGAUCUUGAACGCAGUUUCUCUCAAACUCCUUCAAGUAAUACUGGUUUUCGAGCUUCAUCUUUUUGUUCUCAAUGAUACUUUGAGAGCUACAGGUGCAGCAGUUAGGUGUCCAGAAAGGGAAAGGCAAGCCUUGCUUCAGUUCAAAGAUGGCCUCGUGGACAACAAUGGCCGUUUGUCUUCCUGGGGAAGUGAAGAGGAAAAGAGAAAUUGUUGCCAAUGGGAGGGAGUUCAGUGUAGCAACCGAACUGGACACGUAGAAAUUCUCGACCUUCGUGGAGAAUUCGGUGACGCAGGAGAACAACAAUUCAUUUUACAGGGCAAUAUUAGUGCAUCGUUGCUGGAGUUGCAAGACCUGAAAUAUCUGAAUCUUAGUUACAAUGAUUUCGGAGACAAUCAUGUCCCGGAUUUCUUUGGCUCUCUCAAGAACUUGAGAUUCCUUGAUCUCAGAAGUUGCUAUUUUGGCGGACAAAUUCCAAACCAACUUGGAAAUCUCUCGAACUUGCAGUAUCUUAAUCUUGAAAAGAUCGGUCUAGGAGGUGAAAUUCCAUAUCAGCUUGGAAAUCUGUCGCAGUUGCUGUAUCUUGAUCUGGGAGAGAAUAUGCUUGAAGGUACAAUACCUUAUCAACUUGGGAAUCUUUCGAAGUUGCAGAAGCUUGACCUUGGAUUCAAUACUGCUCUCACACUUGAAGACAAGGAUCAAGGUGGAGGUCAGUGGCUAUCUAGUCUCACUUCUUUAACUCGACUUGACUUGAGCAAGGUGAUUAAUCUGAACCAUUCUCACAACUGGCUACAAAUGAUUGGGAAGCUUCCAAACAUAAGAGAAGUCAGCCUCACAGGUUGUAGUCUAUCUGAUGAUAAUAUCAUUCCCUUGACACCUUCAAAAUGGAAAUUUUCAGAUUCUCUUGCUAGUUUCGAUCUUUCUGACAAUGGUUUCACAUCGUCCAUUAUAUUCCAGUGGCUAUCCAAUGUGAGCUCAAACCUGGUUGAGCUUGAUCUUAGCAAUAACCGCUUACAAGGUCUUAUCCCAAAUGAAUUAGGUAAAAUGACUUCCCUAGAGUAUCUAGACCUUUCUGAAAAUACACUACAUGGUGGGAUACCUGAAUCGUUUAGGGAUGUAUGUAGCUUACAGUCCUUGACUUUGAAAUAUAACCUUUUGAAUGAAGAACUUCCUAAAAUACUUGGGAAUUUGUCAGGGUGUGCUAGGCACACUCUGCAAAAUUUGGAUCUUAGCUGGAACCAAAUCACUGGAACAUUAUCUGAUCUUUCCAUAUUCACCUCUUUAGAGACUUUAAUCCUUACAGAAAAUAGUUUGAAUGGGUCAAUUCCUGAAGGCAUUCGAUUCUCAUCUCAGUUGGUCACUUUGUCCAUUCAUUCCAACUCUUUGAAAGGUGUCAUCACUGAGUCACAUUUUGCAAAUGUGUCAAACUUGAAGACACUAGACCUUUCUUACAACUCAUUAACAUUGAAGUUUGGGAAGAAUUGGAUCCCAUCUUUUCAAUUGGAUCAGAUAUUUCUUAGAUCUUGCACGCUAGGUCCUGAUUUUCCUAAUUGGUUGCAUACUCAAAAUAACUUCUCUGUUCUUGAUAUUUCCGAUGCUGGAAUAUCUGAUACUGUUCCACAAUGGUUUUGGGGUCUUUUAACACCAAAUUUAUUGUGGCUCAACGUUUCAUACAACAGCUUAUGGGGCACAAUUCCAAACUCCCCAGUAAGAUUUUCUGGCUCUCCUGAUGUAUCUCUAGCUUCAAAUCAAUUUGAAGGCUUAAUUCCAUCCUUUCUACGUAGUGCUUCAGUUGUUGACUUGUCCGCAAACAAGUUUUCCGAAUCUUCUGCCUUUUUAUGUGAUAACAGUUCAGCAGAUGUGUUGGCCUCAUUGGAUAUAUCGAGUAAUCAAUUAUCAGGUAAACUUCCUGAUUGUUGGAGCGGUUUCACAUCAUUGAUCUAUCUUGAUUUGAGUAACAAUAACUUAUCAGGAAAAAUUCCAUCUUCCAUUGGAUCUCUUCUUGCACUUCAAGUAUUGAUCAUGAGAAACAAUAGGUUUAUUGGGGAGUUGUCUUCGUCUUUGAAGACUUGCGCAAGCCUUAAAAUGCUAGAUGUGGGGGAAAAUAAAUUGUCAGGACCUAUACCUUCAUGGAUAGGAGAUGAAUUACAACAGUUACAGAUGUUAAGCUUACGAAAUAAUCGCUUUUCAGGAAGCUUACCAUUGCAUCUUUGUUAUCUGACAAGCCUUCAACUCUUGGAUCUCUCUCUGAAUAAUCUGUCUGGGCAAAUUUUCAGAUGCUUGAAGAACUUUACUGCAAUGAUUCAAGAGAGUUCAUCAACAAAUUUAGUGAGCCCUUCUAUAUCCAGUAAUGGAUCAACACCCUUCUAUCAAUAUGAUAUAAAUGCAUUGCUCAUGUGGAAAGGUGCGCCACAAAUGUUUAAGCAUAGUAAGUUGUUGAAAAGCAUUGAUCUUUCGAGCAACCAAAUAAGUGGAGUAAUUCCAAAAGAAAUUGGGGGUUUAGUUGAGCUGAUUUCUUUGAACCUAUCAAGAAACAGCUUGUCUGGAAGAAUUCCCCUUGGCAUUGGUAGGUUAAUGUCAUUGGAAUUUCUUGACUUGUCAAGAAACAACUUAUCUGGAUCAAUCCCUUCUAGCCUGGCUUUAAUUGACCGUCUCACCAUGUUGGAUUUAUCAUAUAACCACCUUUCUGGAAAAAUCCCAAUCAGCACACAGUUGCAGAGUUUUAAUGGCUCAAGCUAUGAGGGAAAUCUUGAUCUCUGUGGAAAACCACUUGAUAAAUCAUGUCAUGAGGAGAACACACCUCAAGAGCCUACUGGGGUCCAAGAAGAUGAGGAUUCAUUCAUAUCCAAAGGAUUUUAUUGGAGUUUGGCAAUCGGAUUUAUAAUAGGAUUCUGGGGUAUUUUUGGCUCAAUACUUUUCAACCGUUCUUGGAGACACGCCUACUUCAGGUUCUUGAGCAAUGUGACAGACUGGAUUUAUGUCAAGGCAGCCUUGAGAAUAGCAAAAUCGAAGAGGUGACUCGUAAGCUAACCGAAGAAAAUUUCCCUUGAAGGCAUCUACUUUGGGCUUGGUUUUCGAGGUUAGAGAUCUGUCAAGGGACUAGUCUUUGUUGUGUGAGAAAAUGGAAAUAAUUUUGCUGUUCUGUCAAUUAGAAAUAUAUUUAGUUACUACAGUAUGUGAAACUGCUUUGGAAGUGUAUGAUUAGCUUUUGCGCUGUGUUGUGUUAUUACAGUCACAUAGAGACAGGGGAUUAG